This is a messenger RNA of Esox lucius (northern pike), 3275 nucleotides long. Its product is annotated as eosinophil peroxidase. The coding region runs from base 79 to 2724 and encodes 881 amino acids. Gene Ontology annotation, biological process: response to oxidative stress. The transcript has 15 exons. Lineage: Eukaryota; Metazoa; Chordata; Actinopteri; Esociformes; Esocidae. The record is from RefSeq and is a predicted model, not a curated record. Gene Ontology annotation, molecular function: peroxidase activity; heme binding; protein binding.
CACAGCGAGACACAAUCAUCUCUUGGAAGUGCUGAUUCAGAGGCUGCUGCAUCUUAGGACAUCCUGUGUGUUUCAGAAAUGAACCAUUGUUUGGGCCUCCUGGCAUUGGGGCUUUACCUCUGCUUGUUCCACCAUGUGAAUGGAGAGCUCUUGAAGAGGAAUUUCAUCCUGAAGGCAGUGAAUGAUGCCAAGAUAAGAGUUGAUGCGGACUAUGAGUACUCCAGAAAAGAGAGUUUAUCACGAGUAAGGAGGAAUACUGUCGGGUCUAUGGACAUCAGGCGACUGCUGACACAGCCUGCUCGGGACACCCGCUCAGCAGUGCGAGCUGCCGAAUAUAUGGAGAAUACCAUCAAACUGAUCCUGGCGAGAUCAACCCAAAACCACCAUAUUCACAAGCGCUCCCUCAAUGCUACAGACCUGAUCUCUGCCCAUGAUCUGGAGACUAUUGCUAAUCUGACUGGCUGUGCAGCCAGGACCCAUCGCCCUUCCUGUGAUAACAUCCCCACGGUGAACAGGUUCCGCACGGCCACCAGUGUCUGCAACAACAGAAAAGAACCUCGCAGGGGUGCUUCCAACACGCCCUUCACCCGCUGGCUCCCUCCUCAGUAUGAGGAUGGUGUCUCCCUGGCAAAGGGCUGGGACCCAAACAGACAAAUCAAUGGGAACUACCUUCCCUUGGUGAGGGAGGUUUCUGACCACAUCUUGAAACCAGUGGACAAUAACUUGGAGAGUGACGUUUUGAACACCAACCUGGUGACCUUCUUUGGCCAGUGGACUGACCACGACCUGACUCUCACCCCGACGUCCCCCAGCAUCCGCUCCUUCAACAACGGUGUAAACUGUGAUGUGAGCUGUGAUCGCACAGAGCCCUGCUUCCCCAUCACGAUCCCAGAGGAUGACCCCCGCACCGACAAGACGUGCAUCACCUUCUUCCGCUCGGCCCCUGCCUGCGGCUCAGGCUACACGGGCCACAUCUUCGGAGCCGCCAACGUGAGGGAGCAGAUUAACGCUCUGACGAGCUUCAUUGACUCGGGCCAGGUGUACGGCUCAGAAGACGCACAGGCCCGCGACCUCCGCGACCUCACCAGUGACAAGGGCCUGCUGCGGGUCAACACCCGGUUCACAGACAACGGGCGCGAGCUCCUGCCCUUCUCCAACAUGGAUGUCAGCAUGUGUGCCAACCACCGCCGCAUCACCAACAACAGCAACGCAGAGGAGGUGCCCUGCUUUGUGGCGGGUGAUCCCCGUUCCACGGAGAACAUUGCCCUGACCUCCAUCCACACAUUGAUGCUGCGUGAACACAACCGUCUGGCCCGAGCCCUCGCUCAGCUCAACCCUCAGUGGACUGGAGAGACCAUCUACCAGGAGGCCCGUAAGAUCAUGGGAGCCAAAUUCCAGGUGUUCACGUUCAGGGACUACCUGGUCCACAUCGUGGGCCCAGACUUGAUUAAAAAGAAGCUGUCCAGCUACCCUGGUUAUGAUGAGAAUGUGGACCCCACCAUAGCCAGUGUGUUUGCCACUGCUGCCUUCCGCUUUGCUCACCCUACCAUCCAACCCUUUCAGUUCCGUCUGGAUGAGAAUUACAAUGAGAGCCCUCGGUACCCCAGCCCGCUUCUGCACAACGCCUUCUUCACCCCCUGGAGGAUCAUCUUUGAAGGUGGUUUGGACCCUGUUGUGAGGGGGCUGGUCGGACGUCCGAAUAAGCUGAACACUCAGGACCACAUAUUGCACGAUGAGCUGAGGGAAAAGCUGUUUGACUUGUCCAUGCAUCUGAACCGAGACCUGGGUUCUCUCAACAUGCAGCGUGGUCGGGACCACGGGAUCCCUGGUUACAAUGAAUGGCGUGGUUUUUGUGGACUAUCCCAGCCCAAGGACCUGACUGAGCUGGCGGUGGUGAUGAACAACACUGUGCUGGCUCAGAAACUGCUGGACCUCUAUGGGACUCCUGACAACAUUGAUGUGUGGCUAGGAGGUGUGGCUGAACCCUUUGUUCCCAAUGGCCGUGUGGGUCCCCUCUUAGGCUGCCUCAUCGCCAAUCAGUUCCAGAAGAUCCGUCAAGGAGAUCGAUUCUGGUGGGAGAACGAUGGAGUCUUCACUGACGCUCAGAGAGACAGUUUGAGGAAGGCGUCUCUGGCUCGUAUCAUCUGUGACAACACUGGCAUCACCGAUGUCCCUAAGAACCCCUUCUAUUUCCGCCCACGUGGGGUUGGUUACACCCCCUGUGAAAACAUCCCUGCCUUUGACCUCAGCCCCUGGAAAGAAAACAGACAACCAGGACCACCAGGACCACCCGGACCACGAGGACCACCAGGACCACCAGGGCCACAGGGUUUGCCUGGCACUGCUGCAAAAUCUGCCUUUGCACUACAUCUGGGCAACAACUCCCCCAUAGCAGGCCAACCCCUCCGAUUCCAUGAGGUCAUCUACAACGGACAGAAUCACUACAACCCCACGACAGGGGUGUUCACGUGUGUGGAGCCAGGAGUCUAUGAGUUUCAGUUCCAUUGCACCAUAAAUCAGAAUGUAGGAAAUGUGGACCUUCUGAAAAACGGUAAGCUGGUGCUACACGGUUUCACCACCAAUCAGAACAGCCUCAUCACAGCCACUGGAGACACUCUGCUGCAACUGAAAAAGGGGGACCGUAUCUGGCUGGCAGCUAAUCGUGGAGGAAUUGGUUUGACCUCUGAUAGCUACUUCUCAGGCCACCUCAUCUUCACUGCCUAGAGCAGGAGAGCCGAAUGUAUUUUCUGUAUUUCUUUUAAAUGUUGUACUUCUUUUUGCUUUUCAGUUUACUAUAAACAGCCUUUAAAAACAUCUAAUUUUAACUGCAGUUUCAGCCACUUCAGUUAAUGAAAUGGAAGCCUUUAUUUUAUGGCUUUAAGGUGAUUGUGGAUUUCAGCUGAUUUUUUUCAAAUGGGAUUUUAAAUUCGGAGAUUAUCUGAUUUACUUCCAUAGAUUUUUUAGCUGCCAUAGCUGAAGUUCGCAAAAACAUCAUAAUGUAAUAUUGAAAGUUUGUCGAUUUGUGUUCGGUUGGCAAAUUUAGCCUCUCAAAAAUAUUGUCUUUUGAAAUUCUGGCAAUGAAAAUCAGGAACCCACAAAAAACCUCAGUUGAUUCAACUUUACCAAUGAUUAAGUCCUGGAUUAGGAAAAUCAGAUGAGCCAUAAUGUAUGCUUAUGUAUGUAUAAAUAUGUGUGUGUGUGUGCGUUUGAUCAAAAUAAUGUUCUUAUAGUGUUCCAUCCCUUGAAAUUAAAAACUAUAAUAAUGAAUAAUAAAA